Messenger RNA from Balaenoptera acutorostrata (minke whale), 1468 nucleotides. RefSeq names its product IMP U3 small nucleolar ribonucleoprotein 3 (gene IMP3). Gene Ontology annotation, cellular component: small-subunit processome; small ribosomal subunit; Mpp10 complex. Bases 387 to 941 code for a protein of 184 amino acids. Gene Ontology annotation, biological process: rRNA processing. The record is from RefSeq and is a predicted model, not a curated record. Gene Ontology annotation, molecular function: snoRNA binding; rRNA binding; structural constituent of ribosome. The transcript has a single exon. NCBI's taxonomy places the organism in Eukaryota, Metazoa, Chordata, Mammalia, Artiodactyla, Balaenopteridae.
CCUCUUAAGCUCUUGUGGGAAAGACUCUCCAGAGAGGCCCUGAAUGGCAGAAAUUUAAAUGAGAGGAAAUAAUUACGGCACUAGGUGAUUAAUUGUAGUCAACUUAAAACCGCGCAGGCUCGUCUUUGGGGCCUCCCCUCUCGUCCCCUGCGUCUCCCAGCGCUUUUUCCCCGCCUCCCUCAGAGAACGCGAAGAAGAGAAGAAUCGCGAGAUACGGACGCGGGGCGUGGCCCCACCCUGACCAGUGGAAACAGAGGGCGUGGCACUGAGCCUUUCUUUUAUUGGCCCAGGGUCCCCAGGCCUGGUUUACCAGUGCUGAGGCGGAAGUCGCGCGGGCGCCGAAACGCGCGCUGAGCCUCGGGUCCUGCAGCAUCCAAGCCGCCGUCAUGGUGCGGAAGCUUAAGUUCCACGAGCAGAAGCUGCUGAAGCAGGUGGACUUCCUGAACUGGGAGGUCACCGAUCACAACUUGCACGAGCUGCGCGUGUUGCGGCGUUAUCGGCUGCAACGGCGCGAGGACUACACGCGCUACAACCAGCUGAGCCGUGCUGUGCGCGAGCUGGCGCGGCGCCUGCGGGACCUGCCGGAGCGCGACCCGUUUCGCGUGCGCUCCUCGGCCGCGCUGCUGGACAAACUGUAUGCUCUCGGCCUAAUCCCCACGCGCGGGUCGCUGGAGCUCUGCGAUUUCGUCACGGCCUCGUCCUUCUGCCGCCGCCGCCUGCCCACCGUGCUCCUUAAGCUGCGCAUGGCGCAGCACCUCCAGGCCGCCGUGGCAUUCGUGGAGCAGGGUCACGUGCGCGUGGGCCCCGACGUGGUCACCGACCCCGCCUUCCUUGUCACGCGCAGCAUGGAGGACUUCGUCACCUGGGUUGACUCGUCCAAGAUCAAGCGGCACGUGCUGGAGUACAAUGAGGAGCGUGACGACUUCGAUCUGGAAGCCUAGCGGGUCCUCCCUCGCCAGGACUGCAUUUUAUUGAUGGGGAAGCUGAGACCUGAUGCCUGAGAUUCUAUGAAGGCGCCCUCCCCAAGAGUGUGUCAGCCAAGAACUUGGCUCCUCAGCUACAGGCCCUCGCAGAGCCAAAGGGUACGCCCUUUUUCCACAAAAUUUUCUUAGCCUUUGGACAAUUGGUAAUUAAAUGACUGCCUUAAGAGACAAUGGGAAGCGGUUUUGCGCUGCCAUAGGGAAUUGUUACAUUCUUGUACCUGAAACAUUGUAGUGUGAAAGCAAUGACUUUGGGGGGAGGGGGGCUACCCCCGCCCCCAGCUUUCCUUUCAUUUCUUUGUAGCAGGACAGUUUAGUUUAUAUUUAACCCGAAUUCUUGCGCUUGUUCGUGACUAAGCUGUGUACAGAUGUUGGAGAGUUUGGUCUCAAGUUUUCAUAAAAUGGAUGAGAUUUUAGUGUUUAGAGUCCUUUCUCUUGUUUAAAGGAAUGCUCUCCUAAUGCCAAUAAAUGGUAUAACUGCUUUUUAA